Drosophila guanche is the source of this 759-nucleotide messenger RNA. RefSeq lists its product as uncharacterized. Bases 42 to 524 code for a protein of 160 amino acids. The transcript has a single exon. The record is from RefSeq and is a predicted model, not a curated record. Lineage: Eukaryota; Metazoa; Arthropoda; Insecta; Diptera; Drosophilidae.
UUUAAAAUGAUUUGAACAGUGAAGAAAUUCGAUGUAAAAUUAUGAGUAUGUAUCAGUAUUUUGGUAAGCCAUAUGCGGGGGAAUUUAAGCGUCCCGACAACGUGGCCUUCUAUGUUCAUUGCAAGGAUUCGGUGAGUGAGGAGCUGCCGAAGUGCCUGCACAGAAAACGCACCCAACCCACUCUCAUGCAGCUGGAAAUGAAGCAGCUGUUGGCAGGGGAGCGUCGCUCCUUUCUGGAGGAACAGAAGACCUAUCAACUGUCGAUGCAUUUGGCCAAGGUGGCUCUGGUCGUCGACAGACACCAUCGGCAAACUGCAAGCUCCUUGAAGUGCGCUCUGGACCGCAUCAACCGAGACAUGAACGAGCAUUUGCGGAGGCGGAGGGAGCUCUUCGACGCCCGCCUGAAGAGACUCAGGCAGUACAUCAGCACAGUGGGUGAACGCUGCGAUCUGGUCAGGCAUGAAAAGUUCCUCAAGAAUCUGACGGAGAUCUACAAAGCGAGCGGCUCAGAAGCAUCCUAUUAAAUGGGCGGACAAACUUUCGGAAUAAACUGAACUAAACAAUGUUUUUGUGCACUGGCACACGCCUUCAAAGUUGUCAACUGUCCACGCAAAACUUUCCACACAGUUAAAGGCUGUCUCUGUCUUCGACAGUGUUCGACAUAGUUGCAGAAAAUCGCUUGUCAACUAUCCAACAAUUCAGAACUUGCAUCUACCCUAAUUUAGUCCAGCAAGGAGUUAGCCUGUAAGAGCUUAAAGA